AUGGGCUCGAAACAAGAAAUGUGUGAAAUAAUCAGAUUAAAUGCUUGGAAAUGUCAAAAUCACUUCAAGAUAUAUGUAGUCUAUAUUCCACCCCAGAAUUGUCCAAACUUUGACUUUCUGAACAUCUCACACAAAACUGUAGUAUUAGGAGACUUCAAUGCCCAUUCCACCAGAUGGGACUACAAGGAUACAAACAUUGCUGGAAAGGAAAUUGAAGACAUGGUAAACAGCAACUCUCUGGAACUUAUUUACAGCAAUGAGGAUCCGGCUACAUAUCUGCACUACAAUGGAACUAGAACAACUCCUGACUUACUCUUGGCUUCAAGCGACAUCAGUGAGCUUACACGCCGCAAAAUAAUUGACGAUCCUGAUUCUGGUCACAAACCAGUCAUUGUUAGUAUUAACAUCAGCAGCAACAGCAUGACAACGAAAGUGCUAACUAAGCUAUCAUGGAACUUCAAGAAGGCUGACUGGCCUAGAUUCACAAAUCUUUUAGAGAAUGAACUUCACACAAGUCCCCUCAACUUCAACCAACAUCGUGACAAACUUUGCACUGAUAUCACGAAUAUUAUGUUCAGAUGUGCAAAGAAAACUAUUCUCCGAGGCAAGACUAAACACUAUCGAGUGUUUUGGUCUAAACACCUUGUGGAACUGAAAAGAAAGCGGGACGCCCUUCGCAACACUGCUGAUCAGACUGGAAGAACGGAAGACGUACAAACCUGGAGACGACAAUCAGCUGUCCUAAGGCAAGCCAUCUUACAAGCUAAACGGACUUCCUUCGACAAGUUCAUUUCUAAUAUCAACUAUCAAAGUGAUAGCCAACGCACUUUCAAAUUCCUGGGUAACCUCCAAAACAUCAAGGAAAGACCCAAGAUAGAACCAAAACGCUUAAAAAGCAAAAUUGCUUACCACCGACUCCAAAAUAGUUAA
This is a messenger RNA of Rodentolepis nana, 930 nucleotides long. The record is from the annotation of a GenBank genome assembly. NCBI's taxonomy places the organism in Eukaryota, Metazoa, Platyhelminthes, Cestoda, Cyclophyllidea, Hymenolepididae.